Candoia aspera is the source of this 1987-nucleotide messenger RNA. RefSeq names its product serine and arginine rich splicing factor 1 (gene SRSF1). The coding region runs from base 224 to 970 and encodes 248 amino acids. Lineage: Eukaryota; Metazoa; Chordata; Lepidosauria; Squamata; Candoiidae. Gene Ontology annotation, cellular component: nucleus; cytoplasm. Gene Ontology annotation, molecular function: mRNA binding. The transcript is spliced from 5 exons. The record is from RefSeq and is a predicted model, not a curated record.
GUGGAGGUGCUGCUGCUGCUGCUGCUGCUGCUGCUCAUUGGCCUCGCCCGGUCUCUUCCUUUCUCUCCCUCUCUUUCUUCGGUUGGACUAAAUCGCUGUAGAUUUGUUUUCUUUUUAAUUCCCCUUUUCCUCCCCGGCCGCUCCUCGAGCUUCUUCCCCCUGUCCUCCUCCACUUCUUCUCGCGCACGCCGACCAACCAACCGCAGCCAUUGCUGACCUCGCUAUGUCUGGUGGCGGCGUGAUCCGCGGCCCGGCCGGGAACAACGACUGCCGCAUCUACGUGGGCAACCUGCCGCCGGACAUCCGCACCAAGGACAUCGAGGACGUGUUUUACAAGUACGGGGCCAUUCGGGACAUCGAUCUCAAGAACCGCCGCGGGGGGCCGCCGUUCGCCUUCGUCGAGUUCGAGGACCCCAGGGAUGCAGAAGAUGCCGUGUAUGGACGGGAUGGAUACGAUUAUGAUGGGUACCGUCUGCGGGUAGAGUUCCCUCGAAGUGGUCGGGGCACUGGCAGAGGAGGAGGCGGCGGCGGAGGUGGUGGGGCCCCAAGGGGCAGAUAUGGACCCCCAUCAAGGCGCUCUGAGUAUAGAGUGAUAGUAUCAGGACUGCCUCCCAGUGGAAGCUGGCAGGAUUUAAAGGAUCACAUGCGUGAAGCAGGUGAUGUAUGUUAUGCUGAUGUUUUCCGAGAUGGAACUGGUGUCGUGGAGUUUGUUCGGAAAGAAGAUAUGACCUACGCGGUGCGAAAACUGGAUAACACUAAGUUUAGAUCUCAUGAGGGAGAAACUGCCUACAUCCGUGUUAAAGUUGAUGGCCCGCGAAGUCCGAGCUACGGAAGAUCUCGUUCUCGCAGCCGUAGUCGUAGCCGAAGCCGUAGCCGAAGCAACAGCAGAAGUCGCAGUUACUCCCCAAGACGAAGCAGAGGAUCUCCACGCUACUCUCCCCGUCACAGCAGAUCACGCUCUCGUACAUAAAUGACCUUGAAUAGGGCUCCUUUUUGUAGAAUUUCUCCAUGUUGUAUGCAGUUUCCUUUUGCCCCAUAGAGUCCUUUCUUUUAGAAAAAAAAACAAUUGAAACUGUUUUACUGAAAAUUGGCUAAAAUGUUGAAUUGCGUUUUUGUAUAAUACCCCUAGUGAGUAUUUGUUCUUUAACAUCAACAUUCCCUUGUGUCUUUCAUAAAUUGUAUUUUAACAUGUCCUAGUCAGGGUUCUUUCUAGCUGGUUUGCUGACCCCCCUCCAACUGUGAUAUUGCUGUAUAAAUUGUCCUUGUUCGGCUAUGGUUUAUACAAGCUUGGGAUGUUGGGGUUUAAAUUGUCUCUUUUGGGGGAGCUUACAUUUUUAUCUUGCCUUUUCAUGUGUCUUUCUGUAGACAUAUCUGAAGAGAUGGAUUAAGAAUGCUUUGGAUUAAAGGAUUGUGGAGCACAUGUCAAUCAUUUUAGGAUUGUCAAAAGGAGGAUUGAGGAGGAUCAGAUCAAAAAUGGAGGCAAUGGUUUGGAUUGGAGAGGGCUCACUGGAUCCCAAUCCUUGGAGCUGGAUCAUUGGAUUCAAAUCAUAAUGUGGAUAGGAUAGGGAGGAUCAAUUUCAAGGAUUCAUGGAGCGGGAUCAAAUUACCAGGAACAUAGGAGUGGAUUCCUGCCCCAACCAAACCGCACUCGUGUGGAGUUUUACUCAACUCAAUUGGCUAUUCCAAAGAUUUUUCCUAUUUUUGACGAUUGGAGCCCAUAAGAUGCACGAUGGAGUUUUCAUUUUUUUUGUAAAAGGAGCAAAGCAAGGACCUGGAGAGGUACGCUGGAGCAUUCUCCUUGGAAGGAUUCAGCACAAGUAGAUGGUAAAUGUUAAAAGGGGAAAAGGGGGGUUGUUUAAAAACGUUGAGCCAAUAAGUCAUUUAUCUAAAUUUAACAACACAAACAAAUUGGAGUCUUAAGAUUAAGCAGGCUUUCAAUUGGCUAUUGCCUUUUUUCUUUUGACAAAUAAAAUUUUAUAAAAAAGUG